AUUCCUACCGCUGAUUUGCGUGAGAUCUCCUCUGAUCAUAAGCGCCUUCAGCAGCUGCUGAUGUAUGUGGUGGAGAAGUGUCUCCUUCAACGCGACGUGGACGCGUUGUUAGCCGAGUCGCGUGAUAAUAUGCUGGACUACCUUACCCACGCCGAGUUAGCCCUUGAAGGCUCACCUGUCUACGACACCACCCUCCGUUUUACUCUGUCUGCUCUCUGGAACCUUACCGAUGAGUGUCCUGAGGCCUGCCAGGCCUUUGUUAAAGUUGGAGGCCUCCUCAUCUACGCAAAGGUUCUUAAGAAAAUGGCCAACGAGGAGGAGGACUUUAAGAAUCACGUUUACACCAAGUGCCUCGGCUUAUUGAACAAUGUGGCCGAGGUAGCCUCCACCAAAAACACUCUUCUUAUUGAACCGUUGAUGGAUUUCUUCAAGUACGUUUCUCACUACAAGUUCCACUUUUAA
This is a messenger RNA of Hydatigera taeniaeformis, 462 nucleotides long. NCBI's taxonomy places the organism in Eukaryota, Metazoa, Platyhelminthes, Cestoda, Cyclophyllidea, Taeniidae. The record is from the annotation of a GenBank genome assembly.